Messenger RNA from Mya arenaria, 1383 nucleotides. RefSeq lists its product as uncharacterized. The transcript has 3 exons. The coding region runs from base 107 to 580 and encodes 157 amino acids. Gene Ontology annotation, molecular function: calcium ion binding. NCBI's taxonomy places the organism in Eukaryota, Metazoa, Mollusca, Bivalvia, Myida, Myidae. The record is from RefSeq and is a predicted model, not a curated record.
AAGGACUCCACCCGCUACCUAUGUACCUGUAGUGUGUCUUGCCACAGGAGUGAACGAUUGAUCGACCUCUGUUAUUCACUGAUCUCGUGCUGAUUGGAACAUAAACAUGGCUAUGAGACGAGGAAAAGUGCCGCCGGAGGUUAUGGCAGUGUUCGAGAAAUACAUGAAGAACAACGUGCGAAACCUGAAGAAAGACCAGGCAAUGACGCUCUUCUCUAACGAGUUUGGUCUGGAUGAGGAGCAGUCGGAGAUCAUGUUUCACACUUUCGAUAAGGAUAUGAAUGGCAUCAUGUCCAUCUGGGAGUUCCAGCAGUUCUUUAUGUGCAUGGGAGACCAUUGUCAAGAAGUGAUCGCCAAAUUUAAGGAGAUUGACGCGGACGGAAGUGGAAAGCUUGACGCCGAUGAGGCGAAGGAGGGGCUGAAAUCACUAAAGACGGCCACCGGCAGAAACCUCGAGGAAAAGGAGAUUGAGUUCUUCCUGAAGAGUGCGGUCGGCGAGGAUGGAUUAAUUGAUUUGGGCGCAUUUACGAACUUACUGUAUACGCUUAAGUUGUACAAGGCGCCUGCGCCGAAGAAAUAGUUCCUAAAUAUACAAACUGAAUCGUGUUUUGUUUUAUUUGUUUAACUAUUAUCAAGCAUUCAGCAAAACUUUGUUCCUAAAUACUUCGAGAUCAUGGGUGCAAGAGGAAGACCGGCUUAUGGACAAAUAUUAAAUGUAUACGUAAAUGUUGUACAGCGCUCCUGUCCGGAGUUCAGUUUAGCCUAAUUAAAGGAGUCUGCGAUUUUUGUUCCCUGCUUUCAGGGUAUGUGUUGUUAUGUAACAGGGAAACAAAACAAACACGUUUGUUAACGUAAGCGACUGGUAGCCUUUACUGAAUCCAGGGUUGGUUUAUGACAAGGUAUGGUGGGAGUAUCGCACAGGGAACGUAAAUAAUUUAAUUCCAAUUUUUAUUUAUAUUGUAUAAUAAUGUAUAUAAUUACAUAAAAAAAUAACAUUAUGAAUCGAUUUUGACACCUAUGAAAAAUAAUUCAAUUCAAAACAGCCUUUUUUCUUUUUGAGUGCAGCUUUUUUUUAAUUUCACGUCGUUAAGUUCAACAUGUUAUUAAUUUCCAUCAAAAGAAAUCUUAGUAAAAUCAUUAAUGACCUCAUUAUUGGUCAUUUGCUGUAGUUCCGCUGAUAGAGAGUUGGCGUGUUACUUAACAUUAAAACUAAAUUAUGGUACCAGGGUUGCAUUACAUAGCAAGCACAUCAGUUGUAAUAGUUUUGUCUAUUUUAUAUUUCUUUAUAUGCUCAAUAUAAGUUUUUGUUUGUUUUUGUUUUAGCUCUAUUCUUGUAAAUAAGUAGUGUGUAUAACUGUUUAUUAAAUCAUCAUUUUAAAUACA